Molecule: messenger RNA, 3937 nt
Organism: Trichosurus vulpecula (common brushtail)
Lineage: Eukaryota; Metazoa; Chordata; Mammalia; Diprotodontia; Phalangeridae
Gene: YWHAG
Product: tyrosine 3-monooxygenase/tryptophan 5-monooxygenase activation protein gamma
Exons: 2
Coding region: 270-1013 (247 amino acids)
Biological process (GO): signal transduction
Cellular component (GO): cytoplasm
Molecular function (GO): protein kinase C binding
Source: RefSeq, a predicted model, not a curated record
GGGGUUGUUCUCCCGCGGCACGCGCAGCAGCCGCAGCCGCCUCGCGCCGGGUUCCUCCUUUGCAGCACGAGCCUCAGCAGCAGCAGCAGUAGCAGCAGCAGCAGGAGCCAGAGCCCGAGCAGCCUCUGCCGCCGCCGCCGUCCCACAGACGUGAUUGGUCGGCCCGCCGCCCGGGCUCGAGCCGCCGCAGCCUUCGCCGCGCGCGCCCUCCCCGCCGCCGCCCGCAGCACCGUAGCCCCGCAGGAGCCGGCCCGAGCCGCCCCGCGAAGAUGGUGGACCGCGAACAACUGGUGCAGAAAGCCCGGCUGGCCGAGCAGGCGGAGCGCUACGACGACAUGGCCGCGGCCAUGAAGAACGUGACAGAGCUGAAUGAACCACUGUCCAAUGAAGAAAGAAACCUCCUCUCCGUGGCAUACAAGAACGUGGUGGGGGCUCGGCGUUCCUCCUGGCGGGUCAUCAGCAGCAUCGAGCAGAAGACGUCCGCCGAUGGCAACGAGAAGAAGAUCGAGAUGGUGCGUGCCUACCGCGAGAAGAUUGAGAAGGAGCUGGAAGCCGUGUGCCAGGACGUGCUGAGCCUGCUGGACAACUACCUGAUUAAGAAUUGCAGCGAGACCCAGUACGAGAGCAAGGUCUUCUACCUGAAGAUGAAGGGGGACUACUACCGCUACCUGGCUGAAGUGGCCACGGGGGAGAAGAGGGCCACGGUGGUGGAGUCCUCGGAGAAGGCCUACAGCGAAGCCCACGAGAUCAGCAAGGAGCACAUGCAGCCCACCCACCCCAUCAGGCUGGGCCUGGCUCUCAACUACUCCGUUUUCUACUAUGAGAUCCAGAACGCACCCGAGCAGGCCUGCCACCUGGCCAAGACCGCCUUCGAUGACGCCAUCGCGGAGCUGGACACCCUCAACGAGGACUCCUACAAGGACUCCACUCUCAUCAUGCAGCUCCUCCGGGACAACCUAACGCUCUGGACCAGUGAUCAGCAAGACGACGAUGGUGGAGAAGGCAACAAUUAAGACCCCGGGUGGACUGGCAGCCACACGCUGAUGCUACUGCUGCAGUCUUUAUUUUUUUCCCACAAGUUGGGGGGGUCGGGUGGGGGAGGGGAAGGGAGGGGGUGACCUUCCCGGGGAGGAACCCACGGCCUAUCUUUGAUUGCCUCUUUGACAUUUUUGCCAAAAUACCACUAGUGGAAAGUCGGGCUGGCUGUGCUGGUAUGGAGUGGCAGCCUCACGCUGGCAUACAGACUGUUCUGUAGAUUAAUCCGAGUGGAGCUGUCUUUGAUUUAACUUAUUGCUAGGGAUAGGGUUUUAAGACGAAAAAACAACUUGAAUGGAUUGGCCCUCAUUUGAAUAAGUUCUGUGGUUCCAGUAAGAAUUCUGUUUUUUUGUUUUUUGUUUUUUUAAUGUUUAUGUGCUCAUGUCUUGAGUUGUGGGUGCUGUGUAUAGUUCCUGUGUCGUAGUGGUGUAUCUUCCACGGUGCACGCUACCCGUCCUGGCAUUGCUUCGAUCCCCACGGUAUGGCAGCUCAUUUAGCCUUAACAUUUAGGCCCCGUUAACUCUUCUGAGACGCCCAUUAGCUUUGCAGUAUUGAUACUAAGUGACAGUUUACAGUAUUCUACGUGACAGCCAUACGUGGCAUCAAGCCAUCUCUUGUGUCUCUUCAUUCACUUGGGUGUUUGGGGUUCUUUUCUUCCUGAGCCCUGCUUUCCACCUCGCAGGCCCCAUGGCUUGCCUGAGGAGUAGCAGGAGCCACCCUGCAGUGGGGCUCAUGGGUAAAUAACAGGUGCUUGGCAAGUGGCGAUGGAAUUUUGUCCUUUUCUUUUUCUUUUCCACUAUUUACUCUGCCAAAAAGUAGUUAAAACACUUUAACAGAAGUAGGUUUGAUUAAAUGCCACCAAAAAAAAAAGAAAAUUCAGGUGUGUAUGUCAUGUGCCGAGAUGGUGUUUUCCAAGAUGAUGCCACAGCUUCUUCCUCAGGGAUUACACUGCCAGUCCCCUUUCACUUGACUCUCUCCCACUGUACUUUUGGCCCCCAGCGCUCGGUCACCUGUUGGAUUAUGUGGAAGUCUGGUGGCCAUCCUAAGAGGCUGGGCUAGGUACAGUGAGGGAAACUUCAGGUGCUAGAAGCCCAUUUGGUAGAGAAAUCCCCAGUGGAAGAGCAAGGUUCACAUGAACACGUCCCUAGGAAAUGUGGGGAGCCCUGUAACUGUCCAUUCUUUCCUUCUCCCUCUCAUAGAAAAAAGAGAACCACCACCCCUCCCCUUUCUUCCCUUCAUUCCCCCCAAGUUCUUUUAUUUAGUUAGGGAGAGAAUAAAUGGACCCAGAUUGUGACCAGACAGAUAAUACUUGCUUUUAUUUGAUUUGAAGACUUUUUUCUUUUGACUUUUCCAGCUUUUACAAAAUUAAAGCGUGGAAAAUUGGAGGUUGACUGCCACUCCCUUCUAAUUUAUUGCAUUGGUUGAGCACUUACUGUGUGCCAGGCACCGUGCUGAAUGCUGGAGAUCGAGCUUUCCUUGCUUGGAAUAGAAGGAAGAGGCAGGGCUCUUGCCACCAGCUGGUUUCCAGUAAGCCUAGAGUCCCUUCUCCUUUUGGAGAAGCCAGUCUAUAAACAUGAUAUAUCAGUGUUGCUUAUGUGUUAUGUUCAGUUAUUUUUUGUAAAACCUGCUAUAAUGUGUCUAAAGUCUUUGUCCCUUCGCUUAAGCAGGAAUAAUUGAAUGAAAAAAUAGCUGACAGAAAUGUCUCUGCUAAAUUUUUCUGCCAAAAUUGACUUUAUAUUAAUCCUGAAAACUGGACCUAAACGCCAGUGAAGUCAGAAGAAAUCCUCCUUCUAACGUGGAAUAAAUGUAUUCUCUGUGUAACAUCACACAGUCUCCCCUAUAGUGACUCCCUUUAGAAGUUCAUCUCCAUGAACUAGAGAGAAAAGUCCAAAUUAAAUGACCCCGACUGAAAGGACAGAUAGGAAAAACCUGGAUUCCUGAGUAGAUGCAAUGGAGUGGAAGAGAUUGGGGGGUGGGGUGGAGAUGGGGUGUGGUUCUUUUUUUACUUUAAAGUAAUUUAAAUUCAUGUUCAGACAUGAGCAGUGUUGUCCCUACCUGUAUAACUCGAUAGUGAUUUACUGGAAUUACAAAACCUAUUUUUUUUUUUUAAACUUCAGCUUUGGCUCUGGCUGCUUUUAGCAAACCCUUCAGACCAUGAUCACGCAGAGGCUGGGACGGGAGAGUGGGGGCGGGGAUUGGAUUCUUAAGCAGCUUCAUUGACCUUUCCUCCUUUGAUUUUUGUUCCUGUUUUUUUCUUUUUUUAAGAAAUGCACUUGCCUAUGAUACUGUCUCUCCAGUGAAAUGACUGCUCCUCCAUUACUCUAUCGAUACCAUAUUGUGCAUGCUGGUGUUGUAUUUCUAUACAGUAGCCUGAGAUUUAUUAACUUAUACUGUAGAUGUUAUGUAUUCCUAUGACAAAAAAAAAUUAAGUCUUCAAAAAUUUUUUAAAGUUUUUUAAUUUAUUUUUUUCUUUUGGGGGUAAAGUUCGCUCUACCAAAUAGUGAUCGUAACAAAUUGAUCUGUUCUGGAUGUUGCUAUAGUGACAUGCAAUUCUAUCUUAUUUUGUUUCUAAAAAGGAAAACAAAGCAAAAGAAACACCAGUAUUAGCUCAAUCUUAAUGUCUGGUGUGCGUUGUCACGGUGAAGUUAUAACUCUCACAGUGUAGGAGAACAACGACCGUGUUCUUGGAAUGAGCCUUCGUGCUUUUUGUCAUGUUAUGCAGUGAACUAUUUUUAAGGUCUGAUCAGUGAUUAUUUUUCAACUCCGUGUUUCUGUAAGGAAUUAUUUCACACACGGACCAUUCUUAGCAGUUUUCCUCAGUGAUGGAAUAUCAUGAAUGUGAGUCAUUAUGUAGCCGUCGUACAUUGAGCAAAUAAACUUACAGAUCUGAUGUCAGUGCGCA